AUGAGAUUGGACAUUAAGAAACAAUUCAGCACCCGUUCGGAUCGUGUUAAAGGGAUUGAUUUCCAUCCAACAGAACCAUGGGUUCUUACCACUUUGUAUAGUGGAAAGGUAGAGAUAUGGUCUUACGAAACUUCCACCAAGGUCAAGACCAUUGACGUGACGAACGUGCCAGUGAGAGCAGGUAAAUUCAUUGCCAGAAAGAACUGGAUCAUCGUUGGAUCUGAUGAUUUCCAGGUAAGGGUCUACAACUACAACACAGGCGAGAAAGUUGGUCAGUUUGAAGCCCAUCCUGACUACAUUAGAUCCAUUGCUGUUCAUCCCACCAGACCAUAUGUGUUGACAUCCUCAGAUGACAUGACCAUCAAGCUUUGGAACUGGGAAAACAACUGGAAGAUGGAACAAAUCUUUGAGGGACACCAACAUUACAUCAUGUCUCUGGCAUUUAAUCCAAAAGAUCUCAACACUUUUGCAUCUGCGUGUUUAGAUAGAACCGUCAAGAUCUGGUCUCUUGGUUCGCCUGUUCCAAACUUCACCUUGAUGGCCCAUGAGAGCAAAGGUGUCAAUUACGUGGAAUAUUAUCCUCAAAGCGAUAAACCAUAUUUGAUUACUGCAUCUGAUGAUCGCACUAUUAAGAUCUGGGAUUACCAAACAAAGGCAUGUGUUGCCACGUUGGAAGGACAUCUUUCCAAUGUUUCAUUUGCCAUUUUCCACCCCGAAUUGCCUUUGAUCAUAUCGGGAUCUGAAGAUGCUUCCAUUAACAUAUGGAAUGCCAACACUUACAAGCUCGAGAAGACUCUGCACUACUCUAUGGAAAGAGCCUGGUGUGUUGCCGCAAAGAAGGGCACCAAUCUGAUAGCAGUUGGUUUCGAUUCCGGUCAUGUCGUCCUGAAACUUGGUGAUGACAAGCCUGCUCUUUCAAUGGAUCCUCUCGGAAAGAUCAUCUGGGCCAAGCAGUCUGAUGUAUACACUUCUGUGAUAAAGCUGUCUGAUGCCGUGACAGAUGAUGGUGAGGUGCUUCCAUUGUCUCAGAAGGAACUUGGAUCUGUUGAGAUUUUCCCAAGCACCUUGAGCCACUCUCCAAACGGAAGAUUCGUCACUGUCACUGGUGAUGGUGAGUACAUUAUCUACACUGCUUUAGCCUGGAGAAACAAGUCUUACGGUAGCGCUCUUGACUUUGUGUGGGCCCAGGACUCCAACUUGUUUGCUGUUAGAGAAUCUACCACUGCAGUUAAGAUCUUCAAGAAUUUCAAAGAAAAAACUUCGGGAACUGUUGAUCUCCUCUACUCGGCUGAUAAGAUUUUUGGUGGUUCUCUUUUGGCUGUCAAGUCUGAAGGAUUUGUCUCGUUCUACGACUGGGAAUCUGGUGCUUUGGUGCAGAGAGUUGACGUUGAAGCACAAGAUGUCGUUUGGUCAGAUUCAGGCGAAUUGGUUCUCAUAAUCUCGUCUGAGACCGCUUAUGCUUUGAGAUUCAAUAAGGACGUUUUUGCUUCAAGUUUAGAGAACGGUACUGUUGACGAUGAAGAUGGGUGUGAAGGUGCCUUUGACGUUUUGUAUGACGUUAGCGAAACCAUCACCAGCGGUAAAUGGGUGGGAGAUGUUUUCAUCUAUACCUCUACCACGAAUAGACUCAACUACCUGGUGGGUGGAUCUAUCAACAAUAUUGCUCACUUUGACAAGCCAAUGUAUCUGCUCGGUUAUCUUUCCAGGGACAACAAGGUUUAUGUCACGGACAAGGACCUCAAUGUCAUCUCAUACCAUAUCUCGCAAAAUGUUUUGGAAUACCAGACAGUUGUGCUGAGAGGCGACAUGGAGCAAGCAGCUGAGUUGUUGGACAGCAUUGAAGAGUCCGAAAGGACUAAGGUUGCAAGAUUCCUGGAGAAGCAAGGAUACAAAGAUCUGGCUUUGGAAAUCACUAAUGAUAAUGAACAGAAGUUUGAGCUUGCCAUUGAGACUUUAGACCUACAAAAAGCAUACGAAAUUGCAACUGUUUCUGAAACUGAACACAAGUGGAAGCAACUCGGUGAUACAUCUCUUGCCAACUGGAACUUGAAGCUGGCCAUUGAGUCAUUUGAGAAAGCAAAGGAUCUCGAAUCGCUGCUCUUGCUGUACACUUCGCUGAAUCAAGCUGAGGAAUUGCAGAAGCUCGGUAAUGUUGCCAAAAGCCAAGGUAAAUACAAUGUUGCCUUCAGUGCGUUAUGGGCUGCUAAGGACAUUGCCGGUUGCAUCGAGUUGUUGCAGUUAUCGAAACGAUUCCCAGAAUCUGCGAUCUUCGCCCUAACCUAUAAUGGCGAACAGAGCGUGGUGGACAAAGCAGUGAGUCUGUGGAAAGAGAGCCUUGCAGCUGAUGGAAACAAGAGUUUGAGCGACAGAAUAUGUAGUCCAUCAGAGGAUUCCGCUCUUUUUCCACAACUUGGUGAUUUGAUUGACAUUGGAGAGAACGGUAAGGAAGCAGCAGCCAUUGAGACCGCUCCAGAGGUUGAGGCUGAACCUGAAGCCGAACCUGAAGAGGAAAAAGAAGAUGGGGAACAGGAGGAAGAAGAAGACGAAGAAGAAGAAGAAGAAGGAUAA
Kuraishia capsulata CBS 1993 is the source of this 2568-nucleotide messenger RNA. RefSeq lists its product as uncharacterized. Lineage: Eukaryota; Fungi; Ascomycota; Pichiomycetes; Pichiales; Pichiaceae. Gene Ontology annotation, biological process: intracellular protein transport; retrograde vesicle-mediated transport, Golgi to endoplasmic reticulum; intra-Golgi vesicle-mediated transport. The transcript is spliced from 2 exons. Gene Ontology annotation, molecular function: protein binding; structural molecule activity. Bases 1 to 2568 code for a protein of 855 amino acids. The record is from RefSeq and is a predicted model, not a curated record. Gene Ontology annotation, cellular component: COPI vesicle coat.